This is a messenger RNA of Coregonus clupeaformis (lake whitefish), 2342 nucleotides long. RefSeq names its product zinc finger protein 2 homolog. The transcript has 3 exons. Bases 555 to 2342 code for a protein of 595 amino acids. The record is from RefSeq and is a predicted model, not a curated record. Lineage: Eukaryota; Metazoa; Chordata; Actinopteri; Salmoniformes; Salmonidae.
GUGAUAGCUGAGACGAGAAAUCACCCUAACCGGACUUUUGGGAAAGUCACAUGCACAGGCAUGGCUUUUACAAUGGCCUUUUUAUUUUCUUUCACUUCAAUCAAAUCUAACCAAAAGCUUCAAUUGCUAUCAGCAAAAGCAGACAAAACUGUUGUGUAUAGAAUAUACUGCAGACUUCUUUGGUUUGCAGCCUCUGGUUUUACCCGCACUCCCUUCCGUUGGGAUACAAAACACACACAGAAAAUGGCGGAAUUUGAGGACGAAGGACUGGCCAAAAAAAUGCAGGAGAACUGAGACGAAGAGGAGCUCAAAGAAGAUAUUGAUGACUCCUAUGCCAAAUAGGAUGCAAGAUGUUGCAAGUUCUGAAGAAACGCUAAUUGAAGAGGUUAGAAGGUACACAAAUGUGUACAACACCUAAUUGAAAGACUAUAAAGACUUCACCAUGACCAACAACAGCUGGAAGGAGAUAUGAUAGCCCAAACUCUGAGAGUAGAAUAACACAUUUGCAGGAAGAAAUAGAGGACACUGAGAGAGACGUUAGACUGAGGAGGAAAAUGAAGGGGAAGAGUGGGGAUGCAGCAUCAGGAAUACAACCACAAAUACUCACCACACUGUCUGGGUUCAUAAAACACAAUGAGACAGAGUCAAACUAUCCAAAGGCAGAGGAGAUGGACAUCCCAGAAGAUCUGCAAGAAGACAACCUGAUCGAGCAGGAACACUUCCCCAGUUCUAAUAAUGAGAAGCAAGAUGGACAUUUGGCAGUUAGGAGGAAUGUAAUAUUAGAACGAACUAAAUUCAACCAAAGACAACAAGAAGCAGGAGAGACAGCUGAUGAUUUUAUCACUGCACUUCAUUGUUUGUCAGAACAUUGCAGUUAUGGAGCUCUGCUUAGUGAGAUGAUAAGAGACAGACUAGUUGCAGGCUUACGUGACAGAAGACUGUCCGAGCAAUUACAAAUGGACCCAGAACUAACACUGGAUAAAGCUGUCACACGCAUUCGUCAAAUUGAACUUGUGGAAAAGCAACAGGACCUGCUGGAGAAUACUUUCAAAACUGCCAGCAGUGCGGCAAAUGUAGACAGUGUGCGCACACAGCAGAGAACAUUCAGAAAAGUUAGAGGGAGCAAAAGACAGCAGAGGAAAGUACAAGCUAGAGAACCAGGAAAGAGAACACCAUCACAUAGCAAAACAAUGCAGGAGAAGGAAGAGGAGCCCCUAGAUACUGAUGACUCUGAUGAGUGGAUCGAGGGUUUCAAUCCUGGAGGAGAGAAGCCACACUACUGCUCCGACUGCAGUAAGAGUUUUAGAAAAGUGAGGGAUCUUAUAAGACACCAGCGAUUACAUACCGGAGAGAAGCCUCAACGCUGCCCUGUUUGGGACAAAAGUUUUGCUCGAUUAGAUAAGCUUAAAUUACACAACAAAAUACAUAUGAAAGAGGAACAUAAUGUCACACAUAACCAUCAAACUGAACUGAAUGUAGACAGUGUGCACACACAGCAGAGAACAGCCAGCAAAGGCAGGCAGAAGAGUAAAAUUCGAACUAGAACACCAGGGGGAAAAAUUGUCCAGUUACAGCCAGGCAAAGACCUGCCUUGCAAAAGUUCAGUUAGAAAGAAUCAACACUCAGAAAAACUGCAACUACCCCAAAAAACGCAGGAGAAUGAAAAGGAUCCUGAAAAUACUUCUGAUGACUGGACCGAGAGUUUCAGUACUGUAGAGAAGCCAUAUGUCUGCUCCGACUGUGGUAAGAGCUUUAAACAAGAGAGUUGUCUUAUAAGACAUCAGCGAACACAUACAGGAGAGAAGCCUUACAACUGCCCUGACUGUGAAAAAAGUUUUGCUCGAUUAGAUAAUCUUAAAUUGCACCAAAAAACACAUAUGAAGGAGGAACGUAAUUUCCGCUGCUCUGACUGUGUGAAAAGCUUUGUCCGAUUGAAGCAGCUUGAAAAACAUCAGCUAACACACAAGAAAAGUUUAGAAAGACACAGGAGAACACAUUUGAGCAAAAGACAAAAGUUUCUCUGCACAAUAUGCGGGAAGGAGUGUCGCAACAUGAAAACACACAUGCGAGUACACACUGGAGAGACACCGUAUCACUGCACUGUGUGUGGGAAGAGUUUUCCAUAUACAAAAUCGUACCAAAGACACAUACUAACACAUAAUACUUCUGGAGAAAGAGCAACCUAUCCUUGUUUGGAAUGCGGAAAGACUUUCACUCGCAGAGAUGGCAUGGUGAGACACGUGAGGAGGGUUCAUACUGGAGAGAGAAAUCACCAGUGCAGAUACUGUGAAAAACGAUUCUUUCGAAAAACAUACACUGAAGAUACACAUUCGUUUGUGUAG